AUUCACCCAUGUGAGAUCUUAAUCUUGAAGUGCCACGUUCCGAUAAGGUAGUUUUGAAUUCAUGGCGGAUCUACGGCGUUUGAAUGGUGGUAGCGGCGGCGGUAGCGGUGAGGGCACGGCAGAAUGGGAUACGGAAGAAUGGGUUCUGCGGCUGUGUGCCGUCGUCCUGCUCGUGUGCCUCGCGGCCAUCUUCUCUGGGCUCACGCUGGGUCUCAUGGCGUUGGAUAAGAAUGGGCUGCAGAUUGUAAUCGAAGCCGGUGAAGACGCGCACGCGACAGAGGAGGAGAAGACAAACGCGAAGAACGCGAGGAAGAUCCAGAAGGUCCGUAACGACGGUCACUUGUUGCUCUCGACGCUUUUGUUUGGGAACGUGGCCGUGAACUCGAUCCUUGCGAUUGUUAUGGCCGACAUGACGUCAGGUAUCGGUGGGUUCUUGAUCACAACGUUUGUGCUGGUCGUGUUUGGCGAGUUGAUUCCUCAAGCCUUGUGCUCCCGGCACGCUUUGUCGAUUGGGGCCAAGUCGUUGCCGAUCGUGUGGUUCUUCAUUUACCUCAUGUAUAUCAUCACCAAACCCAUCGCGAUGACGUUGGACUAUAUGCUCGGCCACGAAAUCGGCACCGUGUUCAACAAACGCGAGUUGGGAAAGAUGCUUGAAAUCUACGUCAAGCACAACAUGUUGGACGCGGACGAGACGGACAUCAUGAAGGGCGCGAUGCACUUCAAGACGAAACCCGUGUCCAGCGUCAUGACGCCCAUCGAGUCUGUGUACACGCUCCCCGGGUCGACCAAGCUAAACCUGGCGACCAUUCGGGAGAUUUACCACCGCGGGUUCAGUCGCAUCCCAGUGUGGGGCAACCACAUCAACGACAUCGUGGGCAUCAUCUUUGUCAAGGACCUCAUCUUCGCAGAUCCGACUGAAGAAACCACGUUGCUUCACUUUGUGCAUGUGUUUGGUCGGGGGGUGCACCGGGUGUGGCCAGACUCGACGCUCGGCGACGUCCUCCAGGCGUUUAAGAUGGGCCGCACACACUUGGCGCUGGUGCACGAUGUCAACAACGCCGGACCGGGCGACCCGUACUACCAAACCAAGGGCGUGGUAACACUGGAAGACAUUGUGGAAGAGAUCUUGCAAGCUGAAAUCUUUGACGAGAGCGAUGCCAUUGACGCCGAAACCCAUCGGAAGAACCGACUGAGCAACCGUAGCUACGACACGGGCGUAUCGCAUGUGCUGGAAGGCAGCGAGUCGGCCAAAUUCCUCGCCAAACCAGAGGUCGUCCGUCUACCUCGUUUAAUUCUCCACUGGAGGAUAUACUAUAUAUAUAUACGGGUUUAUCACAGGCGGAAGCCUUGGCGAAACACUUGGUCAUGAACGAGCCCGUGUUUACCACCGUGGACUUUCAAGGGGUGGCACUGGACGCGACUCGCGUCGCCGCCAUCUUGGCCAAGAGCCACAUUGUCGAGUUUGAUGGGAACAAUGUCGAAGGGCCGCCCCCAAAGCUAUUUAUUCAUGGGAAUGUGGCCACAUUUUGUUUGGUCGUGCUGCAUGGGCAUGUCUUGGUCUCGUCGUCGACAUCUGGCAACGCGGUGCCCACUAUGGCAGGACUGUGGAGUGUAUUUGGGGCCAACAGUCUGAUCGCCCCCGACGGGUCGUUUGAAAGUGACGUAACUGUGCACGUACCCAACGAUGUGCAUGUGCGCUGCCUGCGCAUCCCGCGCCUCGAGUUCCAAGCGACGUUGUACCCCAUGCACAUUGCAGAGAACCCCGCCGUGUUGGCCGAACGCCGCCUCGAUCUGCACCAGCUCGUCGCCCCAACAGCAAUAUCCGUCGUCGUCGACGACAUUCCGACACCAACGACGGCCAACUUUCAAAGCGACAUGGACGCUACCCAAGUGCCGUACGAGCUGUGUGUGAAGAGUGAGUCCAUGUAACAUCACAUAUCCCCCUACCAUACUACCGUAGUACGCAUUAAACACUACGACAGAUAGGCUAAGUAAGACCCACAAAAUACUACUAACUGCUACAUACAUUUGAAACCUCC
Molecule: messenger RNA, 2039 nt
Organism: Aphanomyces astaci
Lineage: Eukaryota; Oomycota; Saprolegniomycetes; Saprolegniales; Verrucalvaceae
Exons: 8
Coding region: 62-1369 (435 amino acids)
Biological process (GO): magnesium ion homeostasis
Source: RefSeq, a predicted model, not a curated record